AUGGCGGAAACUAGUUCCCGCAAAUCCUCUGCUGAUGACCUCAAGAAACUUGCAAUGAAGGUUUUCGAGGAUGCCACCAAAGACUGUGAGGACGAGGAAUUGAAAAGAGUAUUUCGCACGGUUGGGAGUUGCUACGAUUCCCUUAACAAUUGGGCAGUUCAAAUGUUCAGCUUUAUGGCAGAUAUCGGCCACACUGACAAUGCUAGAGAGAUGUUUAAGCCUUUCUCUGACUUGGGCAUUCUGUCUGAAGUAGCUGUCUUCACCAUUGUGAUCACUAUCUACUCCGGUUCACGGAAGGCCGAGAGUGCACUCAAGGUGUACCACCACAUGAUAGCCUCUGGUUUCAACCCUGUCUCCUACACUUACACUCAACUCAUUUGUGUACUUUCAACAGACUUUUCCAAAGCAAAGUACCUUAGGUAUGCCAAGAGGUUUUUUCUGGAACUGUUGGAUAAGGGGAUGAAGCUCAAGCGUACACCCUUCUGGGAUGUUUUGAAGGCCAUUGCUUACCGAGAGCCACUGGAUAAGUUCAAGGAGUUCAUUGAGCAGCUAAAAGCCAGGGGGUUCAUUCUUCACGACAAUGGGUUUUACUACAACGAAGCUUACCUCGCCGAAGCAAGGGAAACACUGAAGAUGCAAGCUCAUCUUGUACACAAUCACACCGUUGACGAGGAUGUUAGAAAAUACUUCUUUAUGAAGAGCGCCUUCCCUGGCCACAUCCAGAAACUGUCGAACAAGAUGUACACUGCUUUGAUAGUUGACGGAAAUUUAGAAGAGGCCGCAAAGUUCAAAAAUGAAAUUGAGGAGAAGCAUGUAGAGCCCAUGGUCGUAAUCCACACUUCCAUUAUUAAAGCCUACCUCAAGUUCGACAAGACCAAGGGUGCUCUGGGGGCAUACCUAGCCAUGUUAGCUGCAGGGGUUUCCCCCAACUCUGUCACUUACACCGUUUUAAUCAAGGGACUCAGUGCUGACCCCAAUUUUAUUGGAGAUGCCAAGAAGUAUUUGCUUGAGAUGAUGGACAAGGGAAAGCGACCCAAUGCUGCUUCCUUCACUGCGGUCAUAGAAGGCUUUGCAAAGCAGGAGGACAAGGCAGCUGAGGAGGAGGGAAAAGAGUGUGUGCGGGUAAUGAUGGAUAAAGGAUUUGUGCCUAAUGCGAAGGCAAUGAUGGAGGUUUUAAGGGGUAGACCAACAGCGGUAAUUAGAAGGGCCAUGAGUAUUGUCCUUUCCACCUUGAAGCAGUAA
Fragaria vesca subsp. vesca is the source of this 1242-nucleotide messenger RNA. RefSeq names its product pentatricopeptide repeat-containing protein At4g19440, chloroplastic-like. Lineage: Eukaryota; Viridiplantae; Streptophyta; Magnoliopsida; Rosales; Rosaceae. The transcript has a single exon. The coding region runs from base 1 to 1242 and encodes 413 amino acids. The record is from RefSeq and is a predicted model, not a curated record. Gene Ontology annotation, molecular function: protein binding.